Coregonus clupeaformis (lake whitefish) is the source of this 2011-nucleotide messenger RNA. RefSeq names its product transmembrane protein 41A-A. The record is from RefSeq and is a predicted model, not a curated record. The transcript is spliced from 5 exons. NCBI's taxonomy places the organism in Eukaryota, Metazoa, Chordata, Actinopteri, Salmoniformes, Salmonidae. The coding region runs from base 97 to 927 and encodes 276 amino acids.
UGGUCCAGCGCUUGUUAUUGUCCCCCUUCUGUCUCACCCGAUACUCGGUUCCUGUAUUGUGAAAUACGUGUAGACCAGCUAGCUUCUUCUUUAACUAUGCGGUCAAUUGUGGGUUUAAUAGCUGUAAUUGGCGCCGCUACUUUCUAUCUGUACAUUCUGUCUUCUUACCUUCCGACCGGACCGCGACAACUCCCACCCAAAGCGACUGAAAAUGAAGAAACGUCAGAUAUCGACAUUAACAAGGACUUCAGAGGCGAAGUCAAAGAACACAGGCUGAAGUUCCCCUCAGACCUGGUAGAGCUAAGAGAAUUGUCAGAGCUGUUACAGUUCUACAAGACAGAACACACUGGAUACGUCCUGCUUCUCUUCUGUAGCGCAUAUAUCUACAAGCAGUCCUUCGCCAUCCCUGGCUCCUCCUUCCUGAACAUCCUAGCGGGUGCCCUGUUCGGCCCAUGGCAGGGCUUGGUGCUAGCCUGUGUUCUGACCACUGUGGGCUCCACCAUGUGUUACCUCCUCUCCCAGGCCUUCGGGAAACGCUACAUCACAAAACUCUUCCCUGGCCAGGUCUCCAUGCUGCAGAGGAAGGUGGAGGAGAACCAGUCCUGUCUGUUCUUCUUCCUCCUCUUCCUCAGGUUCUUCCCCAUGACUCCUAACUGGUUCCUCAACAUGUCCGCCCCCAUCGUCAACAUCCCUGUCACGUUCUUCUUCUUCUCAGUCUUCAUCGGCCUGAUCCCAUACAACUUCAUCUGUGUCCAGGCGGGCUCCAUGCUGUCUGAGGUGUCCUCUCUGGAUGACCUGUUCUCCUGGGGCAAAGUGCUACAGCUGCUGGGUAUAGCUUGCAUGGCCCUGCUCCCCGGGACCCUCAUCAGACACCACAGCCAGACAUACCUCAAACUGGAUAAUGGAGUCAACAAGAAGACUCUGUGAGCGAGCAAGGGUUUCCCAGUCCUGUGGAAAUAACAACAAAUAGAGGAUGAAGUUGUAGGAUAUAGGAGUGCCUUGGUAUUUUUGGAUAGUCUGUAUCCUAUAAGUUCAGCUUCCAUUUUUUUGUUAAGGCUCAGUGAGCAUCCUGGGUCAACCUGGGUCAGCCUGGGUCAGCCUGUCCAUAUUCCUGUCAGUGGGCUGGAUGCAGGAGGAAACAUUGAUUCAGUGUGAGAGAGAUGGGAACUGAGGUUUCCCACAGUAGAUGACCUCACAUCAGAAGGGAGAUGAGUACGUCUGUGAGUACGUCUCCAUGUUAGAGAAUGUAUGGACCGAGUCUGUGUCUGUGUAAAGGUAUUUUAAGCCAUUUUGUGUUUUUAUGGGUGAAGGGAGUAGACAUAUUAAUUAAAAUAAUAGUGUUGGUGUUGUUCUUGUUUGAUGAAGAUACUGUAAUUGAGAGACAUGUAUUUUUGGAUAGACUACAUUCUGUUGUUGUUGUUGUUGUUGUUGUUGUUGGUACACACGUGCCUUUAGAAGUGCCCUGUGUCUCUGUUUUAAACAGCUAGCUACCUCAAAGCGGAAAAGGAUGUCCUGUGAAGACCGUUGUAGAGAGGGAAGGGUUAGAGGUAUGUAGGUUUUGUCGUGUGUGUUAUUACAAAGGGAAUUGAAUAUCUUUUUUUUUACAACAUAUUUUUUCUGAAUUGUUCCACCUGUAUCGUUUUACUGCUGCCUAUCACUAAGGGCUGGUUUCAAUCGCUGAAGGUCAGCGGUACAGCGUGAUUGAAAUUUAAAGGCAAUGUUCCCGUUUUAGCAGGCUACAUUCGCGGUAAACGCUGCAUAUGUCGGCUCAGUUGGAAAUGACCUUUAAAUUUAGACCGCGCAAUCUGUAACGCUUCAGUGAUACAGAUUGAAUAGAGUCCUAAGUCACAAUGAAAUCCAGUCACCUUUGGUUGAAUGUUUGUGUAAAUAUAAGGGUUUCCUUUUCUAAUUGUCAACAAGUUAUCAAUUGUGAGGAAUCUGUAUUUUUUAAAAUCUAUUGUCACUUUCAAAAUGUAAAUGUAGUUUGCUGUCUGGACAUCUUAUUUGUCAA